Messenger RNA from Patiria miniata (bat star), 5036 nucleotides. RefSeq names its product GRB10-interacting GYF protein 2-like. The coding region runs from base 252 to 4652 and encodes 1466 amino acids. Lineage: Eukaryota; Metazoa; Echinodermata; Asteroidea; Valvatida; Asterinidae. Gene Ontology annotation, molecular function: protein binding. The transcript has 24 exons. The record is from RefSeq and is a predicted model, not a curated record.
CACGUGGUACAUCAUUCAGCGCAGCCAUAUUGGAAUCGAACACGUACAGAAAGUUGAGAUUGGAAUUUUGCAGUCAAAUUUGAACGAAAGAAAGGUAGAUUUUUCAAGAGAUCCUACUCGUAUAAGCCUGCUAAUAGUCGUCAGUUUACGUUCAGUGUCGUCAGCAACAGUACCUCCAAGCCUCUUUCAGCUAAGUUCCAUCUUGGCCACUUCCUCGCACCAAGUCCUGCCAGCAGCAACCCCCAAGCGACAUGUCCGAGACGCUGAACUUCGGUCCCCAGUGGCUUCGCAACCUAUCGUCCGGCACCGCCUCCAAUGUCACCUCUCCCCCUCCCUCCCCCGGCAUCGGUGGUCCCACAAUGUCCUCGUCCGCUGGCCCGGGUUUGAUGCCUCAGUCGGCCCCCGGUCCUCCUCCGUCCUCCUUGGCCCCGGUGCCCAUGACCCAGUUCAAGCUCGCCGAGCACCGCUAUGGCCGGGAGGAGAUGCUGGCACUGUAUCGCAAGACGGAGCGGAUGCCUGCGGGCGUGGAGGAGGUGCAGUCCAUUGCUAAGAAAGAACCGCUGACGCCCAUGGCUUUGCUGCCGCUGAACGACGAAGAACAGCGGUGUUUGUCACAGUGUGUGAACAGUUCAGUGGUGCUACGACUGACAGGCAGAGGGGGUGGGGGUCCAGCAAUUAGAGGGGCUAGGGGAGGAACUGGUCGAGGAAGGGGUAGGGGACGGGGAGAGUUUCAGCGUAACGUCUCGAUGUACGAUGAAGAAACUCCAGGGUUCCAGCGGGGACGGGAGUUCAAUCGCACCUUGAGCUGGGAUGAAAGUCAAGAGCACCGCUUUGACAAACGGCUGGACUCGCGUAACUUUGAGGACGCGGCCGGUGGGCCCGUCUCCCCUCGCAAGCACAUCGAGCGCGGAGGCAGCUCCAGCGACAACUGGCGAUCGUCACCGAGGGACCGGCCGUCGCGGGGGGACGAGGAGGACGAAGGCGGGACAUGGAGGCAGGCCGGGGCACGCUCCAUGAGGAUGCCGCGAGAUGGGGAGGAUAAUUGGCGCAGCGCAACAGGGUUAUCGAGGACAAAUUGGAACCAUCCCAGAGACCGGGAGGAGCUGGGGCGAGGAGGGGGCCUGAGGGAGCGUCGCUACAGCGGCCGGUCACGCCAGGAUAGCUGGCACGAGGACAGCAUGGAGGAGAUGCCGGAGUGGACCAUGGACGACCCCUUUGACGGGGACAUUGGGACGUUUGACUCAUCGGGAGCUUUUUGCUCGACUAAGAAAGCAGAUAAGGAUUCAGGAUCUGGGGACUCCAACAACAAGGAUGAAGGCAAUGAAGAUCAGCAAACUAGUCAAGACGAUAAAGACAAAGAAGAGUCAGAACCUGACAGCUCCCUUCAGGCUUCACCCCACCCAGACAGCUCGGAUAACUCGGAGCUGAGCGCCAAGAGCACAGAGUCUCAGAACUUCAAACCAGCCAAGCCUCAGAAAAUCAGCGCGAAGGAGGAGCGUCGGACAACAGGCCCCUCCCCAAUCACGGUGCAGCUGACAAACAACGUGGUCAACAGCGGCAAGAAACUGACCGGCGGCAACAACAACAGCAGCAGCAGCAGCAGUAUCACCAGCAACACCAGCGCUGCGGGCGACGGGCCUGUGGCAGCAGCCCCACCAGAGCCUGCCCCUCAAAACUCAGGGAACCAAAACGACGAAACUAAGCAAUCACAGGGCGGGGACGGGGUGCCCACGAUCAGCGAGGUCAUGGCCCAGGUGGCCAAGGUCGCGCUGCAGGAUGCUGGGAAGGAGGCGGAGCCGACGCCCACUGCAGAUGAAUCUCAAGCAACGACGGAGAAGAAAGAGGAGAACCGGAAACCAGAAGAAGAGGACGACAGUCUGGCACAGAUGGAGAAAGAUGCAGAGAGUCUCAUGUCAAAACUCAUUGAAGAGGAUGAUGACAAAGGACCAGAGGAGGAGGAGGCACCCAUCCCCAAGCAGGCUAGCAGUGUUGCAGACACCAAAGUCUUGCACGCAACUCACGAACACGCCUUCAAGUGGUUCUACAAGGAUCCACAGGGCUCCGUUCAAGGUCCCUUCAUGUCGAGUGAGAUGGCGGACUGGUUCGGUGCUGGCUACUUCACCAUGACGCUGCUGGUCAAGCGGGGCUGCGACGAGGACUUCAUGUGCCUGGGAGAGGUCAUCAAGAGAUGGGGUCGGGUGCCCUUCAUGCAGGGUCCCGAACCCCCUCCAAUGGGGAAACUGCCGUCACCAAUCACAUCCGAGGUCCGCCCAGUGCCCCCACCCUCCCAACCCCAGCAGCAGGCACGCCAUGGUCUCCCUCCGCAGCUUUUUGCCCAACACCAACAGCAACAGCAGCAACAACAACAGCAGCAACAACAACAACAGCAACAACAACAACAGCAGCAGCAAGCUCCGCCCACACAGCAGCAGCAGAGAGAGCACCUGCAGCAGCAACAGCAACACCAUGUCUUCCAGCAACUGAUCCAACAGCAGCAGGCUUUUAUCAGGGUGCAAGCCAGCCGCAUCUACCAGGAGCUCCUGCAGCGAGGCAAGUCCCUGACUGGGCCCCAGCAGACCCUCCUGCGCCAGCAGCUGAUCAGCUUACAGCAGCAGCACCAGCUCCUGCUGCAGCAGAUGGCGCUGCAGGGGGACCCGUCCCGUUCCGACAUCGCUGCGGCGGCCGCGGUGGUGGAGCAGCAGCACGGCAUGAUGGGAGGCAUGGGCGGGGGUCGCAGUGGGUCCGGAGGCAGCCCUGUGCCGACGUCGAAAUCCGAAAACGUCAUGGACAACAUCUCCAUCUGGGGCGGACCUCCUUCUAAAAAAGAUGACUGGGAUAUCGGCUUCUGGCAUCCCUCCAUGGCCAAAGAUGCGAUGGAAGAGACAAGAAGAGAGAAGUUGAAGGCGAGGGAGGUGGCCAGACGCCUGGAGGAGGAGCGACGCCAGAAGGAGCAGCGAGAUCAGGAGGAGAGACGGAGGCAGGACCAGGAACAGGAAGAGGAGAUGAGACGGCAGCAGGAGAUGGAACUCAAGAGACAGGAGGAGCUGAAACGCCAGGAGGAGCUCAGAAGACAGGAAGAUGUGAGACGCCAGGAGGAGAUUCGUCGGCUGGAGGAACUCCGACAGGAAGACGAGAGGCGACGCAAACAGGAGGAGCAGCUGAGACUGGAGCAGCAACAGCAACAGCAACAACAACGCAAGGAAGAGCUGCGUCGGCAGGAGGAGGCCAACGCAGCGGCAGCGGUGGCCGCCAGGAAAGUCCAAGAGGACGUGGUCCGGCGGGAGGUCACGCGACGGGCCCAGGAGGAGGCCGAGAGACGGGCCCAGGAGGACGUGGCCAGAAGGGCACAGGAGGAGGCAUCCAGGCGUGUCCGAGAUGAGCAGGAACGAGCGAGACGGGAGGAGGACAAGCAGAAGGAAACGGAGAGACAACGACACCAAGACAUAAUCAGGCAACAAGAGAUGCAGCGGCAGCAACAGCAGCAACAAGACGCCUUGAGAAGACUCCAGCAGCAGCAGCAGCAACAACAGUCAAAACUCCCCAGCACGGCCAUGUGGGGUCAGGCCAGCACAGCCAGUACCCCGACGUCAACCAGCACGCCAACCCUGACUCAGAUCCAACAGAUGCAGCAGGAGCAGCGGGAUAGGGAGGAACAACAGCGCCAGCGACAGCUUCAAGCCCAGAUGUUGCAGCAGCAGCAACAGCAGCAGCAGCAGCAGCAACAACAGCAGACCAGGCCCACUGGCUGGGGAAGUGCAAAUCCAGGGAUAAAAGGGAGCGCUCCCCCCACGAAGUCCCUGCGUGAGAUCCAGGAGGAGCAAGCUCGGCAGCUGAUAGAGAGAGGCAAGCAACAAGCCGCCAGCAAGCCACCGGUGUCCAUGUCGCUGGGCACGGCCGCUGUCUGGGGCGGGGCCAACACAAAUGCAGCUCUGAGCUGGGGCAGUGACGGCACCAGCGUGUGGGGUGACCCCAAACCCAAGUCGGCCUCUCAGCCCACUGGCUUCUGGGACGAGGCUGUGGCUAACAACAAUGCCGGAAUCAAGUCACAGAGCAAUUCCAACUUCCCGUCGCUUCGUAGCUCCACCCAGUCGGCCCCCAUGCAGCGCCAGCAAUCCUCCAACACCAACUCCAAGUCCAGAGUAGCAAAGGAAGAGGAGAAUGUCCGCAAGUUGUUUCAGAACAACUCGGCAUCGGACGAGUUCACCCAGUGGUGUGAGUACAUGCUGCAGGGGUUAGCCACAUCGGUGGAUAUCCCCACGUUCAUAUCAUUCCUACAAGACGUGGAGUCGCCGUACGAGGUGCACGACUACGUCAAGAUGUACCUGGGGGAGACGCGGGAGAGCAGCGAGUUUGCCCGGCAGUUCCUGGAACGCCGCAGCCGCUACAAAGAACAACAGAGGAAACAACAGGAAAUGGGCAAUAUCUGGGGAGGAGGAGGAGGCAGUGGCUCGUCCUCGUCGCCGUCUCCGUCGCCAAGGCCCCAGGACUGGGACGACGGGGAUGCGGGUCACCACGGCAACAAUGGCGUCCCCGGCAACAACGGCAAGAAGAAGAAGCAGCGCAUGCAGCGCGUGGACCGCAGCAUUCUGGGUUUCAGCAUCAACCCGGCCGCCCGCAUCAACAUGGGGGAGAUUGAGACCUUGGAUGAGUGAACUCUUGACCUCCGACCCCCCAGCCCUGCAGCUCGGCUUGGUUGACCUUGGACACGAAUGAUGUUGGUCCGUGGGACGUCGUUGCCAGCCGGCACUGUUGGUCGAGGCUCAUGCCACAAAAAAAUCGUAACAAUGUCACAACUCUCAAAAUUAUACCUUGCCAGUGGAAAUCCAUUGCUACCUUUGAGUAGCCGUUUCUCGUUAGCCUUGAACCCGAGUUGUAGUCAAAUUCCUUGCAAGUCAGUCACAAGUCCUUGAAUCCUGGGCAAGUUAAGGUUAAGGCAUUCCUUUGUCAUCGUUCAUCCCCUCUAACCCUAACCCCCAUCAGGUAUUCUUUAGGUACCCUGCUAAAUGCAACAAUAUCCAACUUAACUCAAAUGAGAA